GGACUGGUUCCUUCCUAGGACUAGCAGCCAGGGCCGGGGGUGCACUGACCUUCCGCAGGGCCGGAGAGGCGAGGGGCAGAGCUCCAUCUUGCACUUGGAGCUUCUUGGGGCUCCAGCAGCUUUUCAGCCCUCCAGGGCUGCCUUCUCAGUCUCAAGGUUAAAGAAAAGAAGGUAGAAGGUGUUCAAACACCAGCAUCGCAAAACGAGAGAGAAUAAAAAGAGAAGUCCGGGUGGAUAUUAUCUCUGGACUGAGAUGGCUGGAGAAGCCUCGGCUAAGCCAGGAGAAAGACAGGUCGCCAUCCAGAGGGCAGGAUGGAAAAUGCCCACCCUCCUCACGUUGUUGCUCUUGCAAGCUGCAAAUGCACUGAAAGGCCCAAGGCUGGUGUCUGGGGGGCCUGGGGAAGCUGUCACCAUCCGUUGCCACUACAGCCCCUUGUCCAUCAACAAGCAUGUGAGGAAGUACUGGUGCCGCAUAAGCCCGGUGACACGGGUCUGCCACACCGUCGUGUCCACCACCAACUACACUCACCUCGGCUACCGCGGCCGCGUGGCCCUAGCAGACUACCCGCAGGGCGGCUUGUUUGUGGUGACGCUGUCCCAGCUGUCCCCGGAAGACGUUGGGCGCUAUCGCUGUGGCAUUGGCAACAGAAACAACGUGUUCUUCUUCAGCAUGAAUCUGAACGUCUCCACAGAUCCUUCCAGCACCAGCCCCUCAGCCACUCCGGCUACUACCGGUGAGCGCGUCAUGAGAUCCUCUGAAACGGCAUCACCAGCGCCCAACAGACAGACCUCAGGAGCCACCCAGACUGUAGAAGGACAGGGGACAGGAUGGGACAGAGUUGCUCUGCCUCCAGGAAACAACAAAACAAGAGCAUCAGCUGAGGGAAGGCAGACCCCAGGGACAACUGAGGCAGUAGCUGUAGGGACAGCCAGCCAGGGAGAGGGCUCUGUCUGGGCAACAGUCCCCAUUCCAGAGAGUCCGGCUUCAACAAUCCGAGGCAUAUCCGGUACGACAGAAGGUAUUUGGGUGUGGGACACCAGAGGCUCAGUAGCAAAUACAGCUAGGCCCAGCGAGGCAGGGAGGGAGAGAGCUACUGAAGCCGGUGGACCACCAGAAGAAACAGACUGGGUCAGAACAGCUCUGGAUGUCACUGGGAAGGUCCCAGGGACCGGUAGGCCAUCAACUCUGGUCUCAGGAAAAUGGGUGCAGGAAAUCCUGUCAGAAACAGCGACAACUGUGGCUCAGCCACAAGCCCUGGGCUCCAAUGAAGGAAGCACCCCAGCUGCGAGUGUGUGGACCCCGGGACCCACCAGCAUAGAGAUGGCGUCUGAGCAGGAAGCCACCAAAGGGGACCUAGACAUGCCUGUUGGAGACAGCGAUCCCCAAGCCACACCAAGCCAGGCCCCAGCUGCUGGGUCCAUGAUGCCCAUGGGCAAGAGGUCCUCUAUGAUACGCGCUUCUCCAGGAGAGAAAAACAUCUCUCGGAUCCUGAUUCCCGUUUCCACGAUGCUGUGCCCCCUGACCCUUGUGGCUUUUGGCCUAUUGCAAAAGAAGCUCUGGACGAAGGAGAUGACUCAGGAGACAGAGAGGGCAGCAGCGGUCACCUUGAUUCAGAUGACAUAUCUCCUGGAACCGAGCCUGCAGCCAGACCAGCUGCCCCACAUGGAAAGGAACAUGCUCCGGGAUGACUGUCCUCCCCAGGUCAGUCUGACUGUCCCAGAGACACAUCCUGGACCCCGAGGAAUGGAAGCAUAAGCUGCUCCAUCACCAUGCAAAGAGAACCAGGAUGAAGGACCAUAGCUUCAGCCUUUCCUCGUCUUUCCUCUGCCUGUACGAAGCAGAGCAAAUGGAGUGGGCACUCCCUCUGGGGAAGCAGAGGCUUCCCUUGGGCCACCCUUGGGCCCAGGAAGGUCAAGCAUUUCCCCCAGCCAAAGGUGAUGCGUGACUCAGAGAAGGCUUCAAGAAAGGUUUGAUUGAACCCUGGUGGAGGUCACCUGGGAAAGUGUGGAAUUUCCUUUCCUGGGGUUUUGAAAAUAUAUGAGUCCUCCGACUGCUAUAACUUCUUAGCCACCAUCCUUCGCCCUUGCUAGCCACCUUCUUCUCUGAAGUCCUUUAGUGCUCAGCCUGCUGCGCACAUUUCAUCAGAUUCGCGUACAUGACGCUUGCCUUCUCAAGUGUACUCUGAGCUCCUGUGGGGCAAUAAUUGUGUUAGAUCCACCUCACUAAAUCCCCAGAGGACCUCCAGCUCUGUGGGGCCCCCAGUAAAUAUUUGUGGUUGAAAGGCCGACUGGAGGGCAUGGGUAUAGUGGCCUCUGAGAUGCUGAGUCCCCUUCAUUUGGGAGUUUCCCUGGUUGACUCCAGAGGCAGGUGCCUUCUCCAUAGAAACCAAAAAGAACAACCCCCAUUCUUCAAAUCACCCCUUCCCAUUUGAGCCCAUACUCAUUAUGCCACAGACCUUUUGACCCAGGCAAGAUUUUCUGGGAUUUUCCUAAACGCAUGGAUGAGGAGGGAAUUUUUCAGUAGAUUCUCACCUUCUUCAUAAAACUCCUCUUGUUCCACUGUUUAUAAAUCUUUACUAUCCAAAGGACUGUUAAUGAAGCUGGGAAAUGGUCAUUUUAAGGGGAGGGUGGUGUUCACAGAGAAGGUGGCCAGAAGGAAUUUUAUGUGGAUUCUGCUUCAUAAACACUUCAUUCCAUGUCUAUCGGGAACUUUCACUCCACCCUUGGUCCCACUGCCUUUUCAGGGGUCACAUCUGCUUUUUUAUUCCGCCAAAUCUGUUAGCCAGCUGUCUGAACUUUGUGUCUGGGCAAAGCAGCCUUUGAGCAAUGGGAGAGAAAGAAAGGAAGGACUCCAGUAUCAAGUUGAGAAUUGUCGGGUCGACAUUUCCAGAAGGAUCGGCCCUGCCUCCAUUGCUGUCAGCAGCACCAGAAACCCUCCAUUAAUACUGCCUCACAGCUGGUGCUGAGCACAGGCGCUGUCCACAGAAAAUCACAGAGAUUUAGUCUUCAACGUUGGUGAGAGAGACCCCAUUGUUUUGGAGAAGUAGGGAAGUUGGAUGUGUCUAGCCGAAUGGAAUCAUAGGCUUUCAGAACUAACAGAGCCUUAGAGUCCUGGGUGAAGUAACUGAGGCCCUAUGGGGAGAAGUAAUCUGGUUAAAGCUAGUGAGUAAUAGAGUAAGGAUCCGAAAAGGGGACCCCUAACCUUGAUCUAGUGCUUUCUCCUCUUCGCCAUUGCUAAACAAUGUAUCAAAGCAAAACUAAUACAAUCAAUGACGUUGCCAUUUCUUGUGAUCAUUUUUGUGAACACUCUCUCAGUUCUCAGUGACCCUCCUGCACGGUCUGUAAGAGGGACAGGGAAGCCAGAAGAGCCACAUUACCCCAUUCAACCAAUGAGGAAGCAGGCGCGGGGCCAGAGGCUCUCCAGCCAAGGUCACUUGGCUCAUUAGAGACAGGGUCAGGCUGAGAACUCAGGCAGUAAAGGACCAUUCCACCUACCCAGUGUUUACCAGGGGCGUCCACAGAAGGCAAGCUUCUCAAGAUCGUUAAGAGGUGUUCUGAGGGAAGAAAAAAAGUUGCGCUGGUAGAUCAAACGAGUUUGGGAAAUGCUGGUUAAACAAUAAAUGG
This is a messenger RNA of Lutra lutra (Eurasian river otter), 3624 nucleotides long. RefSeq names its product Fc alpha and mu receptor (gene FCAMR). The transcript is spliced from 6 exons. Gene Ontology annotation, molecular function: transmembrane signaling receptor activity. The record is from RefSeq and is a predicted model, not a curated record. Gene Ontology annotation, cellular component: plasma membrane. The coding region runs from base 254 to 1756 and encodes 500 amino acids. NCBI's taxonomy places the organism in Eukaryota, Metazoa, Chordata, Mammalia, Carnivora, Mustelidae.